UGUAAGUAAAUUAGGCCGGUGAAUUGAAGCCCUCAAAAUAUUUUAGUUGUUCCUAUGGCUUCAAGCAACGACAACUACGCAAACAAAAAUAAAAGGUUUUCUGAAUCCAGAAACAACGCACCAUUUCCAAAAUCGAAACCAUGAACCCUAACAAAUCCAGUGUUGUUGCAUCAUCCCUAAUCAUCUCUGCAUUCUUGAUGUUGGCGUAUUUUUAUUUGGGGGUUGAAACGGUUGAAGAUGAUAUGAUAAAUGAUCAAAAGACAGGCGGAAUUCGUGAUAUUGCGGACCAAUCCGUAAACGGGGCCGAGAUGGAAACCCUCGCUCGAUUCGCCGUCGAAGAACACAACAAAAAGGAGAACUCAUCUCUAAAGUUUUCUAGAUUAUUAAAGGCAAGAGAGCAGGUGGUGGCUGGUAAGAUGUAUCAUCUGACAUUGGAGGCAACAGAUGGUGAUGGCAAGAUAAAAGUAUAUGAAACUCAAGUUUGGGUGCAGACUUGGAAUGACAUGAAGCAGAUGAAAGAAUUUAAGAAUCCCGAAAAAGUUUUUAAGUGGUUCCUGUGGCUUCAAGCAACAGCUAACUACGCAAACAGAAUAAAACUCAUCUGA
Messenger RNA from Lactuca saligna, 605 nucleotides. The record is from the annotation of a GenBank genome assembly. NCBI's taxonomy places the organism in Eukaryota, Viridiplantae, Streptophyta, Magnoliopsida, Asterales, Asteraceae.